Molecule: messenger RNA, 2079 nt
Organism: Rhopilema esculentum
Lineage: Eukaryota; Metazoa; Cnidaria; Scyphozoa; Rhizostomeae; Rhizostomatidae
Product: matrix metalloproteinase-25
Biological process (GO): collagen catabolic process; extracellular matrix organization; proteolysis
Cellular component (GO): extracellular matrix
Molecular function (GO): metalloendopeptidase activity; zinc ion binding
Source: RefSeq, a predicted model, not a curated record
AAGAGAUCAUUGUGGACAAGGCGGUUUCCUGCUGCAGGGGAUUGAAAGUCAAAUUGUUCAUUGAGCAAACAAAAGGAACCAAAUUCCUGUGGUACCGUUGAACGUAUAAAUAACUUAAUACGCGAAGAGGAUUUCAUAUCUCAUGCGUUCAACAAAAAGGAUUUCUAAAUCAAGUAUUUAAGGCUGGUUGCCUACCAGAAAAAUAUUUAUUGGCAGAAUAGCAGAGCAAUUUUAACACAAGCAACAAUGACUCUAAAUACGGUGUUUAUUGUCAUCAUUUCAGCGACUUGUCUGCAUGGCUCUCCGCUUCAACCACCGACAAACAUUGAUCAAAGUGGACUGAACUACCUCGCAAAGUAUGGUUACGUAGUGCGCCCUGACCCACGAAGGGGUUCGAUCCUAGACGAAAAGCAGAUAGCAGAAGGGCUGAAAGCUUUUCAAAGGAUGGGAGGACUACCUGAAACGGGCGUAUUGAAUGAAGAGACGAAAAAAAUUAUGCAAGCGCCGCGCUGUGGAAUGGCCGACUUUGCCCCAACCGAUAACGUCAAAAGAAAGAGAAGAUACAAGAAGCAUGGCAAAAUUUGGAAUAAAAGAAAUCUAACGUGGGCAAUUGCCAACAGCAACAACGACAAUAUCAAGGACGAAGAUGUCAAAGAAAUGGUAAUAAAAGCCUUUAAGAAAUGGUCAUCAGUAACCAAUAUUAACUUCGAAGAAGACAAAAGUAAACCUGAUAUAUUAUUAAAAUUUACCAGAAAAUAUCACGACGAUUCAUACCCAUUUGACGGAAUGGGCGGCGAACUAGCCCAUGCAUUUUAUCCGGAGGGUGGAGACGAUCUUACAGGAGAUGUUCAUUUUGAUGAUGACGAAAUAUUCAGUAUAAAAUCUUCAAAAGGAAGAGAUCUGUUAUGGAUCACAGUCCAUGAAGUUGGUCACAGUCUUGGGCUGGAUCACUCAGGAACGAAGGGAGCAGUAAUGCAUGCCCUCUAUAAAGCUACUAAUGGGCUUGAUUUUAACCUCCACAUUGAUGACAUACAAGGUGCCCAAUCACUUUAUGGAGUAAGAGACCAACCGGCAACAGCUAGUCCGCCGCCUGUUCCUGAAAAGAGAGGCAAGAUUCCUGGAAGUCAACUGCGGUUGUGCUUAAAAAGGGCCAAAGCUACAGUACUGACGGCCAACAAAGACACGUACAUUGUCAACGACGACAAAUCGUACAUUCUCGACCGUUACUUGAGGAGCAAAAAAGGCCCCAUUCCGACGUCAGAAUUAUUCGGUGGACUCAAAAGAAUCGAUGCAUUAUUUAAACGACAAUGGGAUCACAAACUUGUUGCAUUUAGUGGAAAUAAGUAUUACGUAUUUGAGGAUACAAAGCUUGUUGGUGGUCCUUAUUAUAUCAGUGAUGGCUUUAAAGGUCUACCAGCAAAUUUCGCUGACGUGAAAGCAGCGUUUGUUUGGCCAGGGAAUAAUCAGCUAUACAUAUUCAAAGAUGCGCAAUAUUGGAGGUUCAGUCGUAUCCAAAGCCAAGACAAAUAUAGAUUGGACUUUUAUUAUCCUAGAAAAACGCGCCAUGCUUGGAGAGGCGUUCCAGAAGAUUUUGAUAGCGUCCUUACUUGGAGGUAUGAUAAGGUCUAUUUCUUCAAAGGAGAUCGCUACUAUAGAUUUAACAAUAGACGAUUCCGGGUCGAGUAUGGGUACCCAAGGAGUGUUUGGGAAGACUGGAGUGGGUGCCCUUCACAGUUAGCUGUAACAGGAGCCGCAGAGACCAGGACUGUAAAAUCAACGCUUGUGCUUAUUUUGCCGUUAUUAUAUUUUAUUUUGCAUUAAAUACGUGUAAACUAAUAAGAAUAUUGAUAUGUUAUUGGAAAUGUAGAGUUGUGUUGUUAUUGGUGGUUAGGUUUUUAUAUGAAAUAUGUAUUUAUAUUUUUAUCGAAGUAAAUGUGAAAUUUUAUCAAAUUGACAAACAUUUUGUAAAUAUAGUUGAUGUUUUUGUUAGGUUGAGUAUUUAGAGACAAGUAUCAGAAAUUAUUUGCAGCAUUAUUUGAAACAUAUCCGAGCAUAUUAUGAAGAAAUAUUUAAGGUUUA